Molecule: messenger RNA, 1767 nt
Organism: Emiliania huxleyi CCMP1516
Lineage: Eukaryota; Haptophyta; Isochrysidales; Noelaerhabdaceae
Exons: 6
Coding region: 1-1767 (588 amino acids)
Source: RefSeq, a predicted model, not a curated record
AUGCGUGGCAAGGCGCGUCGCAAGGCCGAGGAGCGGGCGCCUCUCACCACGCCCGCUUCCAUCUGGGAGCUGCUGGGCAUGUGCCGCGCUGCCGCUGUCGAUCCUGAGGCCCGGUCGGAAGGCUACGGCCUCGCCGGGCUGCCGCUGCAGCGCGACGCGUGGCGCUUCUACAAGCUGCUGCUGCCCAUCGCCCUGCUCGGGCCGAUCCUCACCUGCGUGAUGAUGCUCCUCGUCCUGCCGCACUAUGUGGCGGACGUGAUCCGAGUCAUCGACACAGUCGUGGAGAGCGUGCUGACCUCGCCCUUCCUGUGCAUCAUGCUGAUCGCGGUGCCCGCGGUCGCGGGCCUGGUCAUGAACGUGCUCAACAUCGGCGCCCUCCUCCUGCGGCUCCACCGCGGGCUGCAGCCGGCGCCCCUGCCGCCCAGCCUGGCCUGCUGCGAGCUGCUGCACGUGGUUGUCAUCCCUGCCUACAAGGAGCCGCUCGAAGUGCUCCACCGCACGCUCGACUCGCUGGCGUCGCAGACGGUCACCAGGGAGCGCGUCGUCAUCCUCUUGGCGCUCGAGGACGCGGACAGGGGCGCGUCGGCCACCUUCGAGCACCUGCGUCAGCGCUACAAGGGCACCUUUGCGGGCUUUUGGGGCACGGUGCACACGUUGCAGCCGCACGAGGAGGCGGGCAAGGCCUCGAACGUCAACACGGCGGUCCGCCUGCUCUACGAGUCGAUCGUCGUCGACGGGAUCGACCCAGAGGCCGUGAUGAUGACGGUCUGCGACGCAGACUCGACCUUUGCCCCGCGGUUCCUGGAGCACCUCGAGUGCGCCUUCCACCGGCAGCCCGACGGCAAGGACUUUCUCUACGACAGCCCGCUGAACACCCCGCUGAACACGUGGGGCAACUUCCUCGACAAGCCGUUCAACUGGAUCGUGCUGCACCACGAGCUCAAGCGCUGCCUGGCGCACACGUCCACCAUGUUCCUCGGCAGAGCGCCUUGCUACUCCAACUACAGCCUCACCCUGGCCCUCGCGCACAAGAUGGACUACUGGACGGUCGACAACGUGCCCGAGGACAUCCACACCUACAACAAGGUGUCGCUCAUCAACCGGGCCGCCUUGCCGACGGUCCCCGUCUACUCGCUGAUCGUGAACGACCUCGUGCCCGGCAUGUCCGAUCGGUUCGUGCAGGCCAAGCGGCACAGCUGGGGCAUCACCGAGGUUCCGUGGCUGAUGGCGAUCUACGGGCACCCAAAGGUCGAGUUCCGGACCUGGCUUGGGCUGCUGCUGCAGAGCCUGUCGACGGAGAUCAUGGCGGCCAGCCUCCCCGUCAACAUCACGCUCUUCUUCCCCGUGACGUGGCAGAUCGUGCUGGGCAUCGCGCCCCUCGCCAGGUACUUUCUCCUUGCGGUGAUGAUCUACGCCUUCGUCUUGAGCGCGGUGGCCGAGAACAUCCUGCUCUUCUUCGUGUGGUACGUGCUGCUGCGCGACCACCCGACGAUCAGGAAGCCGCGGGUGCUCACGCUGGACCUCCAGCCCGAGGGUCCCUCGCUCGCCGGCCACCUGGGCGAUUGGAGCCGUGUGACUAAAGGGGCCAGCGGGAACCGGGAUGUUCUCUGUGUCACACGCUUUGGCGUUUGGGGGGAUGCGAAAAGCUACACAGUGUUCGUUUUUGGGCGCUGCCUCACCCACGCGCCAGCUCGGCCGGCACUGCUGAGCAACCGCGUGCAGGUCCCACGCAUCCUCGAAGCACACAGCAUGAACAGCGACCUCUAG